AUGGCGGCUUUGCAGAAGGAGAGCUCGAGUGCGCUGACGCAGUCGCUUCGCCUUAGCCGGGAGAACCAGGUACUCGUCGCCGAGAAGGACAACGUAGCUCGCCGUGUGAUGUCAUUUGGAGCUAAUUGGAACAUUGCCUAUCACUGGAGAUUAGUUGAGGAAGGAAAGACUCUGUCUGCCCCAUGUACGGACGCACACUCGGUCGAGCUAGUGAGAUGCGUCCGAAGUAUCGUAUCAAACGAAGGGUUUACACUUCGAAUCAGCCUCUGA
Microthlaspi erraticum is the source of this 270-nucleotide messenger RNA. NCBI's taxonomy places the organism in Eukaryota, Viridiplantae, Streptophyta, Magnoliopsida, Brassicales, Brassicaceae. The record is from the annotation of a GenBank genome assembly.